AUGGACAGACACACUAUUGUCGGACUAUCUGGCGGCCAAGCUCUAAGCGAGCUUCUCAUUUACCACAAUGUCAAGCACAUCUUCGGAGUUCCUGGUGGCGCUGUCUUCCCAGUUUUCGAUGCUCUAUACAAUAAGACCGAUAUUCAGUUCAUCCAUUCUCAUCAUGAGCAAGGAGCGGGCCAUAUGGCAGAGGGAUAUGCCCGCGCCAGUGGGAAGCCCGGCAUUUUGCUGGUCACUUCCGGGCCGGGAACCUCUAAUAUCAUGACGCCCCUUCUCGACGCUUCAAAGGAUGGAACCCCAUUGGUGGCAAUCUGCGGUCAAGUCAAUACAUCGGCCCAAGGCACUGGUGCUUUCCAGGAAGUCGACGUGAUGGCACUCGCACGGCCAUGUACGAAAUGCAGCAUCUGUGUACAGGAUGUCAGAGACCUACCCGCGGCGGUAGAUGCGGCAUUCGAGCACGCAAUGGACAAGCGACCGGGACCAGUCCUUAUUGCAAUCCCCAUAGAUGUGAGCAGCGCUAUUUUCGACGAGGCUGCAUUGGGCGAAUCUGCAUGGUCCGAGAAGGAAGACAACAUCAGCAGCAGCAGCAGCAGUAGCGGGGCUGUCAGUCCCGCCCGUUCUUUUAGCUCGGCAGAUCUCCAUGAUCAGGUUGGCUGUAUUUCUAACCUCGUCAACUGGGCCCAGCGUCCGGUUAUCUGCGCUGGAAACGGUGUGAUUUCCAGCAAGAAAGGAUCCGUUCUUCUCUCGGAUAUUGCGAAAAAGGCGAAUAUUCCUGUUGCUACAACGUUGCUUGGAGUGGGUUGUUUUGACGAAGCCCACCCUCUUUGGCUCGGGAUGAUGGGAACUUACGGAUGUCCGUCAGCAAACUAUUCCAUCCAAAAUGCCGACUUGAUCUUGGUGUUUGGCGCUCGUUUGGAAGAGCGAGCUGUGGGAGAUCCAGCUGGCUUUGCACCGUGUGCGCGAAAAAGUGCCCUUGAUGGCAAAGGAGGAAUCAUACAAUUCGACAUCGACCUAGAUAUGGUGGGAAAUAUCACUGAGCCGACAGAAGUCAUUCACGGCGACUUAUCCGAGACACUUCCAAUUCUUCUUUCUGGGGUGGUACAACAAGACCGGAAGAAGUGGCUGGACCAGAUCCACGAAUGGAAAAAGCAAGAUCCUCCCCAGUUAUCUGUUCCUCGGGAGAAAUCUUUUGCCUUUCCGCAAGAGGUCAUUCUCGAGCUCAGUCACCAAGUAUCACUGAUGACGACCCCCACAACUAUCACCACGGGGGUAGGCCAACACCAAAUGUGGGCGGCAAAGUACUUUCGGUGGCCACGUCCUCGUUCACUGAUCACAUCUGGCAGUCUAGGGACCAUGGGUUAUGGUCUUCCUGCUGCUAUCGGUGCAAAGAUAGCCCUUCCAGACCACAAUGUGAUUGAUGUGGACGGCGAUGCUUCGUUUUGUAUGACCAUGGAGGAGCUCUUGACAGCUUCGCAGUAUCAAAUCCCCAUCAAAGUGAUUAUUCUGAAUAACGAGAGUGAAGCGAUGGUCACACAAGUGCAGCGUUCGGAUUAUGGAGGACGCGUCUGUCACGACCAGCCUGGUAAUCCUGAAUUUGUGGAGUUAGCACACAGUAUGGGCUGCCAGGGACGUCGUUGCGCUGAUCGAUUUGACCUUGAGGCAAGUAUCAAGUGGAUGCUCCAGUGUAAAAGACCAGCAUUGUUGGAGGUCAGAGUGUCUGAAACAGAGAUGGUGCCAAUUGUGGAAAGCGGGAAGUCGCUGGAUUUCAUGAAGAUUUAG
Penicillium verhagenii is the source of this 1779-nucleotide messenger RNA. Its product is annotated as thiamine pyrophosphate-binding protein. Lineage: Eukaryota; Fungi; Ascomycota; Eurotiomycetes; Eurotiales; Aspergillaceae. Gene Ontology annotation, cellular component: mitochondrion; acetolactate synthase complex. Gene Ontology annotation, molecular function: thiamine pyrophosphate binding; flavin adenine dinucleotide binding; magnesium ion binding. The record is from RefSeq and is a predicted model, not a curated record. Gene Ontology annotation, biological process: L-valine biosynthetic process. The transcript is spliced from 2 exons. The coding region runs from base 1 to 1779 and encodes 592 amino acids.